AUGUUCGCUCCUCGCUCAACUCACUUGCCUCGUACCUACUCAGUAUACCAUCAACCAGUUACAACCAAGAGAAACACAAACAAGGAGAAUGCCGGUGCUCUUCCUUCCAAAACACCUUCGAGAGCAGGUAAACCCAUGAUGGGUGGUGGGUUGGGGGCAGGCAUGAGGAUGGGUCUGGGAGUCAAGACUGAGGUAAGGGACAGGAAUGUAUUAGUGCAACAGCAGCAGCAUCAAGGUGGGGGUAAAGGGAAGGGGAAAGAAAGCGAAGAUAUAGAACCAAAGAGAUUGUUCGGUCACGGUCCAUCCAAAUCAACAACUUCCAUCCCACCUUCCAAAUCACUCUCUUCCAUGCCUCAUAUCCAACUUACCAAAACGCCUGCUCCAUCGAGGAAGAAACAACAAUCUUUCCAGGCAUUAAGGACACCUGCUCCUUCGUUCCAGGAACCUGCACCUACACCAUUACCAUCUGCUACGAGACAACGACGGAGGUCUAGGCAAUCGUUAUCGACCAUAAGUCUGACACCGAUCAAAGCGUCGAUAGAACAGAGUUUCGUUACUCCCGCUCCGAUUCCAUGGGAUGAAGAGCUGAGUCUAGGUAGUAUUGAAGAGACUGCCAAUGAGAUGUUGCAGGAUGUAAGGGAGGAGAAUGAGUUGGAUGAUGGGAGUGAUGGUGAUCCUGAAUAUAUGCCUCCUCCUGUACAAGAACUCCCUUAUACACCUGCAUACGAUCAUCCAGAUCUAACAUCGAUAUUCUCCACUUUAUCUUCAUUACCUCCGAUGUGGACAGUCCACGACGACGUGAUCAUAAGGGAUCUACCGGAGUUCGAGUUUCAGGAAAUGACCGUAGGAGGAUUGACUUUGAAGGACGAUGAAGAAUUGGAAGAAGAGUGGUUGAGACCUAAAUCCAAACCUCAACUCAAACCUCCUCAAAUGACCAAACCCCAAUACACCUCAAUCAGGGGAGUACCACCUAAAUCGUCCUUACAACCCAAAAUCACACCCCGUCCAAGCGUAACUUCACGAUUAAACCCUACAACCAAAACUAAACCUCCUGCGCCUGUACCUAGACCACCUCCAAUCAGACAGAAAACCACCAGUUCGACUGGACCCCGAUCCGCACAGGCCCGUCAAGCCUCAUUACACCCCGCACAAAAGGCCUCUCAACCUGUAAAACCGAUUAAGCUCAGUGAGGAGGAUCAGAAGUUGUUUGAGAGUUGGGAGAAAGAAGAUUUCCCAUCGGGAGAUUUCGAAUUGUACUUGGAUAUGGAGAUGGAUGAUGGUAAUUUGAUAUCCCAUUAG
Molecule: messenger RNA, 1299 nt
Organism: Kwoniella botswanensis
Lineage: Eukaryota; Fungi; Basidiomycota; Tremellomycetes; Tremellales; Cryptococcaceae
Exons: 4
Coding region: 1-1299 (432 amino acids)
Source: RefSeq, a predicted model, not a curated record